This is a messenger RNA of Scophthalmus maximus (turbot), 913 nucleotides long. RefSeq names its product citrate synthase lysine methyltransferase (gene cskmt). Bases 77 to 853 code for a protein of 258 amino acids. NCBI's taxonomy places the organism in Eukaryota, Metazoa, Chordata, Actinopteri, Pleuronectiformes, Scophthalmidae. The record is from RefSeq and is a predicted model, not a curated record. The transcript is spliced from 2 exons.
AGUGAGCACUCUUCCGCGGGACAAAAUUUAAACGACAAGCGAAGUCCUUGAGGGGAAAAAGAAAAAAGAAAAAAAGAUGUCUCCGCUGUUUAAAUCUUUGACACUGUUGAGCAGGAGAGUAGCUGUGGCGGCGGGUGUGCGGCACCAUUCGUCUCUUAUAACUGAGCUGAUGGAAAACAUGGAUAAGAAAGCAACCUGGGACCGCUUCUACGCCGAGAACCGCAGCCGCGCAUCCACCUUUAAAAACUUUGAGUGGUUCUUUGGCUUUGACUCUGUGCGGGACUUCGUUAUGCCCCCCUUGCAGCAGCAGCAGCAGCAGUCUCAUCCAGAUGCCCUGCUCCAGGUCCUGGAUAUGGGCUGUGGCACUUCGGCAUUGGGGCCCUCUAUUUACAGACACUCCCCUCACCCGGUGCGGGUCACUUGUGCUGACAUUUCCCCCGUAGCCGUGCGACUGAUGCAGGAGCACGUUCAAGCCAAAGCUAUUAAGCCUCACAGUGCUUCCUCUCGGCUCGAGUUUGUGGAGCUGGACUGCACUCACCUUCACGAGCACUUUGGUCCUAGCAGCGUGGACCUGAUAGUCGACAAGGGCACAAUGGACGCCUUGUUGAGGUCUAAGGGAGGGAAGGGGAAGGCCGGCCUGGUGUUGAGGCAGUGUCUGAAGGUGCUGCGGAGCUCGGGAACCCUGCUCCAGUUCUCCGAUGAGGACCCCGAUGCCAGGCUGCUGUGGCUGGAGACUGAAGCCCAGGAGCAGGGGGUCAUGGCGGCAGAGGUUGGGGUGCAGGAGGUCGGGGAGUUAAGGGGAGUGUGUUACUACUGCUACCAAGUGACUCCGCGCUGUAUUAUACAGCAGUAACAAUUCAUAAAGUCAAACCAAUAAAUUAUUCGAAAAAUUAUUGUAAAAAGAAAAAAAAUG